AUGUACAAAGCCAUUCAGCUGCAUGAGUACACCAUCCUGAUGAUUCACCCUACCAGCCACUGGAUUGUAACCCAGGCAAAUGCUGGGGCAGCAGGCCGACAUGGCCCAUUCAAAGUAGAAGUCAUGCAGUCAUAUGUAUGGUGGUGGCAGAUGCAUCAUUUGUCUUGUUCUCUGAAAGCAAUGCUGUGUGAGAUUCCUCAGUUGGACACCCAGUCCUGCACUCAGUGCGAGGCAGAAGGAGUGGCAAUUCUCUGCCCUUUGAUGGUACACAUGACCAUAUCUGCCUCAGUGGGCUUUGCACUGACGACUACGACAUGGGUAAAUGACAGCAACGACGACGUUAGUGACAAGAAGACUGCGCAUGCUACAGUCGUCAAUGCAAUCCUGGAGAUGGAGGCAAGUGUCGAGCGAGUAACCCAGGCCCUUCACGGGCUCAUUAAUUGGGAACUUCGAGAGCCGCUCAUGGAUCUCGACAUUGCUGACCAGCUGAUAUUCCACGACACCAACGAGGAUAUGGCGACCCUCAAGCAUCUCAAUGUCGUCAUGCUGACCUUUGACCAGGUCUUCCAGCAAGUGAUUGAACCAGCAGUGGAGGCAGCUAAGGCAGCGAAGGCCGCUGAGGAGGCUCAGGGAACCGUUGACACAGACAUAUCUCCCAUUCAGGCCGAGUUUGAUGGCACUAUGUCAGAGGAAGGUCUGGAGAAAUCACUCCCAUUGCUGAUAUGUGUUAUUUACAAAUGUGUGAAUGUGUCACAUGCCCAUUGUCAAUCACACACGCUGCGACACCUCGGUGAACCCACUCAACGUCCCAUGCUUGAUUGCGGCAAGGAUAUAUAUAAGCAGCUCCUGUCCAAGCGCCCCUCUCCCACCUGCCACCAUAUCGUGUCAAACAUGCAUGGCAGUGGCAGAUGCCUUAUUUGUCUGGCUCUCCGCAAGCAGUGCUGUGAAAUUCCUCGGGUGGGCGCACAGUCCUGCACUGAGUGCGAGGCUGAAGGAGUGGCGAUCCUCUGCUCUUUGAUGCCACCGACGAUGGCACGUAUGAUACAAAUGCUUGAAGACGAUCCCAGCCACUACAUCAGCGAGCUGUUUCAAACCGGCGUCAUGAAGGUUGCUGAUGCGAUUAUGGAUAUGGAGGCUCGUGUGGUGGACAUGAGAAGGGCCCUUGGCCCACUGAUUAAUUGGGAUCUUCAGCAGCCACUCAUUCCUCUCAACCAUCCACAGUGCCACCUCUUCCAUGACGUCAACAACAAUAUGAAGAGCCUGGAAACAUUGGCAGUGGUGAUGAAGACCUUCAAGGUUGUUUUUGAAGAAACCAUCCUACCAGUGAUUGAGGAGGCCAGGGAGGCCAUGCUCACUGCUGAGGCUGAUGUUGAGAUGGAGACGUAG
This is a messenger RNA of Rhodofomes roseus, 1386 nucleotides long. RefSeq lists its product as uncharacterized. The transcript is spliced from 11 exons. Bases 1 to 1386 code for a protein of 461 amino acids. NCBI's taxonomy places the organism in Eukaryota, Fungi, Basidiomycota, Agaricomycetes, Polyporales, Fomitopsidaceae. The record is from RefSeq and is a predicted model, not a curated record.